CAAGUGAUCUGUCUAUGUAUCUGUGUGUGGUUGAAUGCUGACUGAUUUAUGCAUAAUAAUAAUAAAAAAGACAACAUAUCGGUCAAUAUGCAAGUGAAUUACAUUAGCUAACAGAAGAAGGUCAAAGAAGUUGUGUCGGCUUUCAUUGCGUCAUCUGUCUGCGACACGUUAGUGGCAAGCCAGUGUUGCUUUACUAACACGUGUGUAGACCGGUUUUGCUGACAGGCAACAUAAACCUUGAACCGUUAUCACUAAAGCUAAUCACAACUGUCCCAUGAGUUUUGUGGAGUACUCAGAGCUCAUUCAGGAAGGAGAUGUGGUCAUCAUCUUUCUUGGGCAUGAUUCCAUGAUGCCCAUCAAGGUGGAGUCUGGUGCUCAAACACAGACCCGCUAUGGAGCCAUUCGCCACUCCACUGACUUAAUCGGUCGACGGUUUGGUUCUAAAGUAACGUGUAGUAAGGGUGGAUGGGUGUAUGUGCUGCAUCCCACUCCAGAGCUGUGGACUGUGAAUCUGCCCCACCGAACCCAGAUCCUUUACACAACAGACAUCGCCAACAUCACCCUGAUGCUGGACCUCAAACCAGGCUCCAUUGUCUGUGAAUCAGGCACUGGCAGUGGCUCACUGUCCCACGCCAUUCUCCGCACCAUCGCGCCCAAUGGCCACCUGCACACAGUCGAGUUUCAUGCCCAGCGGGCAGAAAAGGCUACAGAAGAGUUCAGAGAUCACAAGGUGGGCCAUCUAGUAACUGUCCGAAACCAGGAUGUGUGUAAAGAAGGCUUUGGUGUUUGGGGUGUAGCUGAUGCGGUAUUUCUGGACAUCCCAUCACCAUGGGAGGCCAUCAUACAUGCCAAGAAAGCAUUCAAACGCAGAGGGGGUCGUUUGUGCUCGUUCUCUCCAUGUAUCGAGCAGGUCCAGAGGACAUGUGAAGCUCUGCUGGAUCAUGGUUUUGAGGAGAUCUGCACUCUGGAGGUUCUGCAGAGGGUACACGACGUCCGCUCUGUCACUCUGCCCUUACCGGACUUCGGCCCGGAGGGUGGAACAGACAAAACCAAGAUAGCCUCUGACCCUCUUCCAGAGGAAGUUCCACCUUCAACAAACCCCAGCUACUCUUCAGUGACCUGCAGGACUGCAACACCACCUAGAGAGAUGGCUGGACACACGGGUUACCUCACUUUCGCUACCAAACCACGGGGCUAGAACAUUACAGGAAUGCCGCAAGAUGGAUGGAGUGACUGCUUGAAGCAUGGGUGUAGACUUCAGCUCUGUGUUCAUUUUUUUUUUUUUACAGUCUCUCAUGGUAUAUAAUAACAUACCUUUAUAUUAAGAUACAGAGAUGGAGUUAAUCAUAUAUAUUUUGCAAAUAUGAUUUGAAACCACUUUUUAUUACUGUUUAUUGUUCUUUGUGUAAGAACAAGCUUUAAUUUCUUUCAAAGUACAACAAUACACUUUAAUAAUGUUAGUUUUUUUGUUACAAUAAAUUUCAAAUGAGAGGAAAUCUAUUCUUCUAAUCUUGAGUUUGUUUUUCUUCACUGUGCAUGUCACCACAUACUGCUGAGGCUUUUGCCAUGUACACUUGCCAUGUCCUGUUUAUCUGUCUUUAGAAAAUGCAAGAUCCUUGAUUUGUUUAAAGCAAUUGCAAAUUAUGUGGAAUGGAGAAAUUUCAGUAUAAUCAGUGAUGAAUCUGUUUAUUGAUGAUAUUUCAGUUUCUGUUUAUAGUUUUAUAGUACAGAAGUACUAUAGCUGUUAUAUUUUAUCUAAAACUGGAUGCUGUUUUCCCUUACUUUGGUUAUGGUAAAUGGUCUGCACUUAUAUAGUGCUUUUUUAACCUUAGUGAUUUUACAACACGCUUUACACUGGUUUUCACACACACACACCAAAGGUAGCAGAGCUGCCAUGCAAGGCGCUAACUUGCCAUCAGGAGCAACUUGGUUCAGUGU
Molecule: messenger RNA, 1938 nt
Organism: Ictalurus furcatus (blue catfish)
Lineage: Eukaryota; Metazoa; Chordata; Actinopteri; Siluriformes; Ictaluridae
Gene: trmt61a
Product: tRNA methyltransferase 61A
Exons: 4
Coding region: 275-1198 (307 amino acids)
Biological process (GO): tRNA methylation
Cellular component (GO): nucleus; tRNA (m1A) methyltransferase complex
Source: RefSeq, a predicted model, not a curated record